AAAACCAACUUCGAGUCCUGUCUUCUUCCAACAAGCUUCUGACCUCCUGACUCACACUGGAAAAGUCCUGGCUCGUUCACAGUGGGCUCGGCCUCUCCGAGAUGCACUCAGUCAGCCCAGCUUCCCACUAUAGCAGUGCCAGCUAGAUGAGAAACCACGUGGUGUGCGAGUGCCCACCGUGGCCUGGCACAUAGUAGGUGCUCAGGAAACACAUCUCAAUGCCGCAGCUUUCUUCUUACACCUCUUACUUGGCAUUGAGGGUGUGUUGUCUUUGUACUCCAUGUGGUUAAAUAUUUACUGUGUGGCAGAGUGCUGUGGGGGAGGCAGAAAUGAACUAAGUGUGGACCCUGCCCUGCAGAAGCUCUGCCUACUGGGACAAGAUAAGACAGGUCCACAGAGAACUGUUACAUAAGAGAGACUGAUCUGGGCCAGAGGAGAUGCUGCAGGGGGACAGGGAAGAAGGGGCUGCCUCGUGGAGAGCCCGGUCGGAUUUGGGGGUGGGAGAGCUGUGGAAAGAGGAGCACAGCCUCCUAGGGAAAGAAGAGCUGAGCUCACGGCAGACCCCCUGGGAGACCUCCAUUCCAGCCAGCUGACUGUCCUGUGCCCACCAUGCAUCCUCAGUCAGUUCUUCACAGCGGCUACUUCCACCCCCUGCUCCGGAACUGGCAGACAGCUGCCACCAGCCUCAGCGCCUCCAACCUCAUCUAUCCCAUCUUUGUCACGGAUGUUCCUGAUGACAAACAGCCCAUCGCCAGCCUUCCAGGAGUGGCCAGGUACGGUGUGAACCGCCUGGAAGAGAUGCUGAAACCCCUGGUGGAAGAGGGCCUGCGCUGUGUCCUGAUCUUCGGUGUCCCCAGCAGAGUUCCCAAGGAUGAGCGGGGCUCCGCAGCCGACUCCGAGGACUCCCCGGCUAUCGAGGCCAUCCGUCUGUUGCGCAAGAAUUUCCCCAACCUCCUGGUGGCCUGCGACGUCUGCCUGUGCCCCUACACCUCCCAUGGUCACUGCGGGCUUCUGAGUGAGAACGGGUCAUUCCAAGCCGAGGAGAGCCGCCAGCGGCUGGCAGAGGUGGCUCUGGCCUAUGCCAAGGCAGGAUGUCAGGUGGUGGCCCCGUCGGACAUGAUGGACGGACGCGUGGAGGCCAUCAAGGGAGCGCUGAUGGCACAUGGAUUCGGCAACAGGGUAUCAGUGAUGAGCUAUAGUGCCAAAUUCGCUUCUUGUUUCUAUGGACCUUUCCGGGACGCGGCUCAGUCGAGCCCGGCCUUCGGAGAUCGCCGCUGCUACCAGCUGCCACCCGGGGCACGAGGCCUGGCCCUCCGCGCAGUGGACCGGGAUGUUCGGGAGGGAGCAGACUUGCUCAUGGUGAAGCCAGGAACGCCCUACCUGGACAUCGUACGGGAGGUGAAGAACAAGCACCCUGAGCUCCCCCUGGCCGUGUACCACGUUUCUGGAGAGUUCGCCAUGCUGUGGCACGGGGCCCAGGCCGGGGCAUUUGAUCUCAAGGCUGCUGUCCUAGAGGUCAUGACUGCCUUCCGCAGAGCAGGUGCCGAUGUCAUCAUCACCUACUACACGCCUCAGCUACUGCAGUGGCUGAAGGAGUGAUGGAGAAAGUGUACCAGGUCCAAGAACUAGAACUUUUCUAUUCCUGAGCCUUGGAGAAGUGAAAACCAAAGUAAACGAUGCUUUUAGAACUGUGCA
Odocoileus virginianus texanus is the source of this 1695-nucleotide messenger RNA. It is a transcript of the gene ALAD, whose product is annotated as aminolevulinate dehydratase. Gene Ontology annotation, molecular function: zinc ion binding; porphobilinogen synthase activity. The record is from RefSeq and is a predicted model, not a curated record. Gene Ontology annotation, biological process: heme biosynthetic process. Gene Ontology annotation, cellular component: cytosol. NCBI's taxonomy places the organism in Eukaryota, Metazoa, Chordata, Mammalia, Artiodactyla, Cervidae.